Messenger RNA from Pterocles gutturalis (yellow-throated sandgrouse), 1067 nucleotides. Its product is annotated as putative polypeptide N-acetylgalactosaminyltransferase-like protein 3. The record is from RefSeq and is a predicted model, not a curated record. The transcript is spliced from 5 exons. Lineage: Eukaryota; Metazoa; Chordata; Aves; Pterocliformes; Pteroclidae. The coding region runs from base 18 to 713 and encodes 231 amino acids. Gene Ontology annotation, cellular component: Golgi apparatus.
GGCUGUGCGGCGGCAGCAUGGAGGUCCUGCCCUGCUCCCGGGUGGCUCACAUCGAGCGCAAGAAGAAGCCCUACAACAACAACAUCGGGUUCUACACCAAGCGCAACGCCCUGCGGGUGGCCGAGGUGUGGAUGGACGACUACAAAUCGCACGUCUACAUCGCAUGGAACCUGCCCCUGGAGAAUCCAGGUAUUGACAUCGGGGACGUUUCUGAGAGAAAAGCAUUAAGGAAAAGCUUGAAGUGUAAAAAUUUCCAGUGGUACUUGGACCACGUUUAUCCAGAAAUGAGAAGAUACAACAACACCAUUGCUUAUGGCGAGCUUCGAAACAACAAGGCGAAAGACGUCUGCCUUGACCAGGGCCCGCAGGAGAACCACACAGCAAUAUUGUACCCGUGCCACGGCUGGGGACCGCAGCUUGCACGCUACACCAAGGAGGGCUUCCUUCAUCUCGGCGCCCUCGGCACGACGACCCUUCUGCCCGAUACCCGCUGCCUGGUGGACAACGUGAAGAGCCGCUUCCCUCAGCUCCUCGAUUGCGACAAGGUCAAGAGCAGCCUCCAUAAGCGCUGGAAUUUCAUCCAGAAUGGUGCCAUCCUGAACAAGGGAACAGGACGAUGCUUGGAAGUGGAGAACAGGGGAAUGGCUGGCAUCGAUCUGAUCCUUCGCAGCUGCACGGGACAAAGGUGGACGAUUAAAAAUUUCAUCAAGUAAAGGGUGGAAGAGUCAGGGGAGUUUGACUCGAAACACGUCUGACUUGGACCGAUCUGACUGGACUCCUUUGGAAAGAAUGGAAUAUCAAAACAGAGCUUUAUUCAUGUUAUGGGGGAAAUGGGCAUUUGUGUCUUUUUAUUUUUAUUGUAUAUUAGUCUCCCACAGCUGAUUCCGACUGUGUGAAAUUGGGUCAGAACUGCUAUUUUCUUCUGGCAAACACUCUAAAAGGUACCACUUAUUUCUGCUGGGAUGACUGUAAUAAGCUCAUGCAGUCUUGUGAGCAUUUUACUGACAGGGAAUUGUUGCUUUCCCAGACGACUCCAAGCUCUCCCAAAGGGCCAGGUAGGUUUGCAC